Messenger RNA from Pectinophora gossypiella (pink bollworm), 2065 nucleotides. RefSeq names its product G-protein coupled receptor dmsr-1-like (gene NGR-A8). Gene Ontology annotation, molecular function: G protein-coupled peptide receptor activity. Bases 197 to 1474 code for a protein of 425 amino acids. Lineage: Eukaryota; Metazoa; Arthropoda; Insecta; Lepidoptera; Gelechiidae. The record is from RefSeq and is a predicted model, not a curated record. Gene Ontology annotation, biological process: G protein-coupled receptor signaling pathway. The transcript is spliced from 8 exons. Gene Ontology annotation, cellular component: membrane.
AUCAGCCGCAGGAGAGACGCUCGCUGCGUCCCUAACGCUCCUAACUUCUUUCCUCACAUUUUUCUCGGACGUUAUAACUUUUAAAACUUGUGCUUUCGUGGAUAAAAAGUUGUUUACCCCUGGAUUUACGCAAACAAUGCGGAUACCACAACAAGACUGUUAACAAAUAAAUUAAUUAACAGAAACCAAACUCAACAUGACGAAUCAAACGCGAACCCUUUUGGAGUUCUUCAAGAUCCUGGCUUACGGGAAUUCAACAGACGGGGCAUUUAACAAGACUCAAAUAAAAUCCGUACUUCGGGCACAGGCGGAGAAGGGAUCAGGAGACUUUGAGUCCCUUUUAGUGAGAGUAAUGGCUGAUGCGAAGUCGGAACUGAAUAUAUCCAUAAAGCCGGAUACGUGUGGAUACUGUGAGGGGGACUUCAGAGAUGUCGUCCAAGCGUAUAACAGGAUACACGGCUACGUUAGUCUGCUGAUAUGCACAAUAGGAGUGAUAGCAAACACAAUGAACGUGGCAGUUCUGACGAGAAGGGACAUGGCCGCGGCGCCCAUCAACCGGCUGCUCAAGUGGCUCGCCGUUGCCGACGUCUUCGUCAUGCUCGAGUACGUGCCCUUCGCCAUCUACAAGUAUUUGGUGCUACCAGAAAAGCUGGACUUCCCGUAUUCCUGGGCAAUGUAUCUGCUGUUCCACAUGCACUUCGCUCAAAUACUCCACACAGCAUCCAUCUGUCUCACUCUGUCGCUCGCCAUUUGGAGAUACAUUGCUAUAAAGUAUUCUGAUCGGAGUCAUAUUCUUUGCACGGAGCGUCGCUGCAGCAUUGCCAUACUUACCAGCUUCAUACUACCGCCAAUAUUAUGCACACCCACGUUUAUGGUGUUCGAUAUUCAUAUGAAGAAGUUGGACGAGGCAGGCGUUGACGUGGCGUACCACGUCGACGCAGACUACCAGGGCACCCUGUAUCAGGCCACGUUCUGGGUCCACGCCGUGUUGAUGAAGCUCCUUCCCUGUUCCAUCCUGACUGUGAUAAGUGUGUGGCUGAUUCGGGCCCUCUACAGUGCAAACCAGCAUCAGAAAAAUCUAAGGAACUACAGCGCUUGCCCAGCCGCGGAGAAGAUGGUGAAAAGGCAGCAUAAGGCUGAUAAGCGAACUGAUAGAACUACUAAGAUGUUACUAGCCGUGCUGCUUCUGUUCUUGGUGACGGAGCUACCGCAAGGGAUUCUAGGGUUGAUGAGUGGGUUGCUGGGCUGGUGCUUUUUCAAACGCUGCUACGACUUGUUUGGAGAGCUGAUGGAUUUUCUGGCCCUGUUGAACGGGGCGAUCAACUUCAUUCUGUACUGCACGAUGUCCCGCCAGUUCAGGCAGACCUUCAGGCAGAUGCUGCUGCAGCCACACUUGGCUCGGUUCAUGCCGCCGCACCCUUCGCAUUCGGAUUCCCAGAAUCAAAAUACGUGUACGGAGAAAGUAAAAAGAUAGCUACGGGCGGGCUCGGAUAAUAAUAUGAAUAUAGUCAAGACGUCUAUUCCUUGAGGGACAGCCGUAGACCGGAUAAGUCCGGCUAUGUGUGAACACACCUUCUAGCCAGGAACACACUUGGCACGAUUCUAAAUAUACAAAAAAAAAACAUUGAUAUGUAUCUAAGACUAUUACAAUUUACAGCUACAUCAAGACAAGUUUAUCAGUAGAUACAUAUCGAUUUAAUGUUCGUGUUAAGUUGGUGAUAGACAUGGUAUGCUACAAAUUAUGGUAAGGAUUGUGAAUGCUUAAGUGUCAUGUAUUCGCUGUAAAUAAACGUACUUUGAUGUUAGGUAAUUAUUUUGCGAAGACUGUGCUACUGAAGUAAUAGGGGUCACUAGGGCGGGCCGGUGUUGAAUAUAAAUAAGGUAGUCCUUAGUGCUUAUGGCAAGAUGAUAGUAUAAUAAUAAAUUUUAAAAAGUAAAACCCGAUUACGGAGAAAUCACGCUCUAAAAAGUAUGAUACAAGAAAAUAGGUAUAUUUGUCUGAAAUUCUUCCGAAUACCGCGAAAUAUAAUAAAACUCACCUUCUUUAAUUUUAUAACAUAUAUAC